AUUGUAGUUUUGCACUCGUAUUUAAUUUGACCUUACGACCGUGAUAUCAGGUUCAUAUUUACGAAGUGAUUAGCUAAUAUACUUCGUCCGAGUCCCUAGAAUAUUCUUUCAUUCAUAAAACAUGUCCAAUAUUGUAACAGUUAAUACAAACCCUUACGAGGGACAAAAGCCGGGAACCAGUGGUUUACGUAAAAAAGUUAAAGUAUUCCUCCAAGAAAAUUAUACUGAAAACUUUAUACAGAGUAUUUUGGAUGCUAAUAAGAAUGCGAUAGUUGGUUCUACGUUGGUUGUCGGUGGUGAUGGAAGAUACUUAGUGAAAGAAGUUGUUGAUAAAAUCAUAAAGAUAUCAGCUGGUAAUGGAGUAGCGAGACUGCUCGUUGGUCAAAGUGGAAUUCUUUCCACACCAGCUGUGUCUCAUAUCAUCAGGAAAUAUAAAACAUUGGGUGGCAUCGUACUUACCGCUUCCCACAAUCCUGGUGGCAUCAACAAUGACUUUGGCAUCAAGUUCAAUUGCAGUAACGGUGGCCCAGCGCCUGAUGGUACCACAAACGAAAUAUACAAGCUAACAACAUCGAUCAAACAGUAUAAAAUAGUUCCUGACAUUAAGUGUGAUAUUGAGACCAUUGGAGUACAAAGAUUUAAGGUAGCGGACAACGAAUUCGUUGUGGAGAUAAUAGAUCCGGUGAAGGACUACGUUGACUAUAUGAAGGAGAUCUUCGACUUUCCGAAGAUCAAGUCCCUCUUGCAGGGCUCCGAGCAAAGAAAGCCCUUCAAAAUUCUCAUCGACUCUAUGAGUGGAGUGACGGGCCCGUACGUGCGGCGCAUCUUCGUGUCGGAGCUGUGCGCGCCGGCGGGCUGCGUGCGGCGCGCCGAGCCGCUGGCGGACUUCGGCGGCGCGCACCCCGACCCCAACCUCACGUACGCCGCCGACCUCGUGGCCGCCGUGCAAGCCGCCGACUACGACUUCGGAGCCGCCUUCGACGGAGACGGCGACCGCAACAUGAUAAUAGGUCGCGGCGCGUUCUUCGUGACGCCGUCCGACUCGCUGGCCGUGCUCGCCAGCCAGCUGCAGCACAUCCCGUACUUCCAGCGCACCGGCGUGCGGGGCUUCGCGCGCAGCAUGCCCACCGCCGCCGCCGUCGACCGCGUCGCGCGAGACCUGGGGCACGAGAUGUUCCAGGUGCCCACGGGCUGGAAGUACUUCGGCAACCUGAUGGACGCGGGGCGGCUGUCGCUGUGCGGGGAGGAGAGCUUCGGCACGGGAUCCGACCACGUGCGGGAGAAGGACGGCGUGUGGGCGGCGCUGGCCUGGCUGUCCGUGCUGGCCGCCAGCGGGCUGGGUGUGGAAGAGCUGCUGCGCAACCACUGGCAGAAGUACGGAAGGAACUACUUCACCAGAUACGACUACGAGGAGUGCCCCAGCGACCCCUGCAACGAGAUGAUGCAAGAAUUGGAGAAGAAGAUAACUGAAGCUGGGUUCAUUGGCUCCAAGCACACGUCAGGAGACAAGACCUACGUCGUGGCCGAGGCAGACAACUUCUCCUACAUGGACCCCGUGGACCGCAGCGUCGCCAUGAAACAGGGUCUACGCAUCGUUUUCGAAGAUGGUUCCAGGAUAGUCUACCGUCUCAGUGGAACAGGUAGUUCCGGAGCUACUGUGAGAUUAUACAUAGACUCAUACGAAGCCAAGGACGUUCUGGGCGACGCCCAGCUCAUGCUGCGUCCGCUCAUCCAGCUCGCCCUGGAGCUGGCGCAGCUGCCGCACUACACUGGCCGGGACGCGCCCACCGUCAUCACAUAGACACAUUAGUCUGCUACGAAUCGAUUUAUUCAAACUGUAAAUAACAUCUCGUUUCUAACCUGUUUGAAAGAUUUUUUUUUAAUUGUAACACAUUUUACAAUUAAAAUAUAAUAGUAUGUUAAGUCAAAAAAUUAUUACACCUCGGGUUAUAUAGGUUUUAUAUUAAGUAAAUAAGUGAAUUUUAUCUAAAUUUUAUUUUAAACUGGAAUUUGUAACUGAUAUUUAUUAAUGAUUAAGUUCAAAUAAGAAAAUAAUCUUUUACUGUUUAGUAAAGUACAAAAUACCUAACAAGGACCGAUAAAGCGUCAAUGGCGCAAUGGCUUACGGGCCGCCUAGCGAUGAAUAUGUCGCAGGUUCGAUCCUGACCCCUUGGGCUAUUGUCGUCCCCACUCCGAACACAAGCUUUGCACUUUAUUGGUGGGUUAGAUAGGAAUUAGUAAUUUCCAAAAGACAUGUCUCGUUUUAACGAAAAGUAAACUAAAAUUUAGUUUCAAUUAUUUUUUCAUUUUAAAUUAAUUAAAUAAAAUUAUAAUUAAAAUGAUUUUUUUUUUUCUCUUACAAAAAUAUUUUUUGUUUUAUGUUUUUUUGCACUGUUCAUUAGGUUAAGUUGAUAUAUUGUUGAUCGUUGUUAGUGUGGAGGCAUUCUUGGCACCACUUACCACUGUACAUCAAUGGUGGUACCAUCUGCCUCCGAUAAUGGUUCACAAAAAAGUUUAAGAUGUAUAGUCAUUCAUGAAAUUUUAUGAGUAUAUAAAUAACAAUAUAAUUAAUAUAAGCUUAUUUGGAAAAAAUAUAUUAGAUUAUAUUAAAUAUAUAAAUGAAUAUAUAAUACUACACAUACAUACAACAUAUAACGCUUUAUACAGCGUUAUAAUUUCGAUAAACAAAUCUAUUACUGCGAUGCGUUUUGCUGCAAUUUCAGCGUGUAAAAUAAUAAAUAUUUUUACAUUUUAUAAUAAUUUUGUAGCUACUUUUAUUUAGGCUGUAUCCAUGUUUUGUAUUUUUCUUUUUGUGGUGUACAAUAAAGUAAAGUAAUAUUAUUGAAGCAAAUUAUAUUAUCAUUUCAUUGUUAUUAAAUAUUUGACUGAACUUGCAACUUAUGCCAGAUUUUUCUUUUUGUUGUAAUUUUUAUUACAAAUGAUCAAUAUUUUUAAAAGUAUUUUAUUAUAGAUGAAAUAAAUUUAAAUAUAUAUAUAUAUAUAUAUUUUGGAAAUCACUUUAUUUGAAAUUAUUGAAACAAUAUUUUAGUCGAUUGUGAAUUUAUCAAUGCCAAAGAGAUAUAAA
Messenger RNA from Nymphalis io (European peacock), 3085 nucleotides. It is a transcript of the gene Pgm1, whose product is annotated as phosphoglucomutase. Gene Ontology annotation, molecular function: magnesium ion binding; phosphoglucomutase activity. The transcript is spliced from 10 exons. Lineage: Eukaryota; Metazoa; Arthropoda; Insecta; Lepidoptera; Nymphalidae. Gene Ontology annotation, cellular component: cytosol. The coding region runs from base 122 to 1801 and encodes 559 amino acids. Gene Ontology annotation, biological process: carbohydrate metabolic process. The record is from RefSeq and is a predicted model, not a curated record.